This is a messenger RNA of Wyeomyia smithii (pitcher-plant mosquito), 849 nucleotides long. Its product is annotated as putative lysozyme-like protein. The record is from RefSeq and is a predicted model, not a curated record. The transcript has a single exon. Bases 1 to 849 code for a protein of 282 amino acids. Lineage: Eukaryota; Metazoa; Arthropoda; Insecta; Diptera; Culicidae.
AUGAACUCAUUCAUCCAGGAGCUGCGCAACCUGAGCAGCACUAGUAGCGCCAGCAGCAACAGUAGCUUCGAUUCUGGUCUUUCUCUAAGUGGGGACUCCAACGGCGGCAGUGGCCGGGCCACUGUCACCAACCACCAACAACAGCAACAGCAGAACAUCAUCUGGGGCAACAAGUCACUCUGGGGUCAGCCACCCCCGAGCCCAUCGCCCGCAGCCAAGUCUUCGUCGACGACGGAAUCAACGUGCAACAGUAUGUACGCAAGUAAAGAUCCUUCCUCUUCAUCCUCGUGGAAUCCGUCGGCCAGUAGUCCGUCGUUUUCCCACUCCCAAUCUCCCAAUUUCCCGCAAAGUAUUUGGGAAAAUUCAGGUACGAACACAACCGACAACUCGGCGACUCCUUCGCUGGGUUCAAUCUGGAUGAUUCCGGAAGUAUCGUCCUCCCGCAGUGUCUGGAGUGACACUCCGGCCCAGUCCAGCAAUUCUCAGCUGUUGCGACCGGCCGAAAUUGGUUGCUCCUUCUCCAGUGGCAGCAGCAAACUUAGCUCCCUCUGGGCUCCGAACGCUGCCGCCACGGCUGGCCAGACGUCAUCAUCGUCGCCAUCGUCGAUGGUCGCGUCCGGAAAUGUUUUGAAAUCUCUCCGAUUGGCUGGCACUGUGGGGGCCGGUGGUGCAGGUCCCAGCUCCAGUUUCGGUGGCUUAGGUGGCCUCAUAAUGGCACCCGCCGCCGGUGGUGGUGGUGGUGCUACUGCAACUGGAGUUUCGACGGCGAAUUCCGCUGCCGCCACCGCUGCUUCCACUCUGCAGCUAUUCUCGGACGAGUUUCUCAGUUAUCUAAAUAUCAACAAUUAG